This is a messenger RNA of Cladophialophora immunda, 2427 nucleotides long. RefSeq lists its product as uncharacterized. Gene Ontology annotation, biological process: transmembrane transport. The coding region runs from base 510 to 2267 and encodes 585 amino acids. The record is from RefSeq and is a predicted model, not a curated record. The transcript is spliced from 2 exons. Gene Ontology annotation, molecular function: transmembrane transporter activity. NCBI's taxonomy places the organism in Eukaryota, Fungi, Ascomycota, Eurotiomycetes, Chaetothyriales, Herpotrichiellaceae.
CUCACUUCCCUCUUCACAGCAACGUCUCUCCCCGAUGAUAACUUUGUUGCAUACAGCAUCUUAAUCUCGAGGAUCGCAAUGUUAUCAUGAUCGAGCAGUUUCAUCUCCAGCUGGAGACCUGCGGUUUCCCCUCGUCCGCCUCUUUGCUGGGACUCGGACGCAGUUUUAGUCCUCGGGCCCGAACGUCGACACCCACAAGUUGUCGCCGGUCCUCCAGUGUCCGUUGAUUGGUGCCUUAGAUCGAAAGAGAUGGUUCUACCACAUGGCCGUUUUCAGUAUGGCCGCUUCAUCCAAUCUUUUUCUCGCGCCCGAGAGAGUAUACUGGUCCAUUUGCCUGGAGCCUAUUCGCGAUUGCAACCACGGUAGGUUCAGCAUGGAGGAAAACAUGAGAUCCAUCUCAAACAUUAAUAUCCUCUUCGCCGUUCCCAUGUUAGCACGCAUAUUUGGUCUGCAACUUCACCACUUGGAAUUGCUUUGGUACAACCAGAUCUCUUAUACUCUUCAACAAAAUGGCGCAGAAGGAGCUGUCUACAGACUUGCAGAGCCGCUCCAGCGGAGAUGCUUCCAAACCAGCUGAACCCGUCGAACAGGAGGAAUACCCUCCCCUCUCAAAGGUUAUUGUCAUUGUGGCUGCAAUGAUGUGUACGGCUUUCCUGGUUGCAUUGGAUCGUCUGAUCAUCGCAACAGCCAUCCCUGUCAUCACCAACCAUUUCAACUCCCUGGCAGACGUAGGUUGGUAUGCAUCGGCCUACCUCCUCACAAUGUCCGCAUUCCAACUCUUCAUCGGCCGAAUCUACACCUUCUACAACCCCAAAACGGUAUACAUUGCCUGUGUGGGUAUAUUCGAGUUGGGCUCUUUGGUCUGCGGCGCUGCCCCGAACUCCACCGCACUUAUUAUCGGUCGUGCUAUUGCAGGUGUCGGCAGCGCAGGCAUCUUCUCUGGGGCCAUCAUAAUGAUUGUCUACCUCGUCCCGCUACAGAAGCGGCCCGCCUGGAGCGGCAUUUUUGGUGCCGUGUUUGCAGUCGCUUCGGUUGCCGGACCCUUGUUGGGCGGCGUAUUUACCGACAAGGUCUCUUGGAGGUGGUGUUUCUAUAUCAACCUGCCCGUCGGUGGAGUUAUGAUGGUGGUGCUCUUCUUCGUGCUCCAACUCCCAGCUGCCGCCACGGAGAGAGCCAAAGUCCCCUUCAAGGAAAAGCUCCGAAAACUCGAUCCCAUCGGAACAGCGGUCUUCAUUCCUUCCAUCGUCUGCCUCCUUUUGGCCCUGCAGUGGGGAGGUACCACAUACAACUGGUCCGACGCCCGCAUCAUCGUUCUAUUGAUACUUUCAGGAAUUCUCUUCAGCAUCUUCGUCUAUCUCCAACAUGUCUUCCAGGAGGGCGCCACCAUUCCUCCGCGAAUCAUCAAGACUCGCUCCGUCUCCGCAGGCGUGUUGUAUGCCUUCUUCAGCGGCUCAGGGAUGAUGACCAUAGUCUACUUCCUCCCCAUCUGGUUCCAAGCCAUCAAAGGCGCCUCGGCUGUCCACUCAGGAAUCAUGAAUCUUCCAGCUGUGUUGGGUAUCACAGUCUCCUCCAUGCUCGCCGGCUUCGCAACCCGCAAGAUCGGAUAUUUCACGCAAUGGAUGUACCUUUCAUGUAUGCUGACGUCUAUUGGCUCGGGACUCAUCUCCACUUUUACGACCACUACAGCUCACCCAAAGUGGAUCGGAUAUCAGGCCAUUUAUGGCUUGGGCUUGGGCUUGGGGAUGCAACAGCCCAGUGUAGCUGCACAAGUUGCACUGGCUCGCAAGGACGUGCCCACGGGCGCAUCAAUGAUGUUCUUUGCGCAAACGCUGGGCGGCUCCAUCUUCGUCAGCGUCGCGAACAACAUCUUCGACAACACUCUCGCCUCAGACCUGAAGAACAUCCCCGGCGUCAAUGCAAACGUGGUCACGCACGUUGGAGCCACAGACCUCCGCGGCAUUGUGCCCCCACAGUUCCUGCACUCUGUGCUUGUGGCAUACAACGACGCGCUGAGGAAUGCCUUUUACGUCGGUGUGGCCGUGUCUGCAACCACCAUCCUCGGGGCCUUGGCCAUGGAGUGGAAGAAUCUGAAAAAAGUUGCUGCUGCGCAGCAGGCAGCGGCCAAGGCUGCGAGAGAGGCUGCCGCAAGCCAGAAGGAUGAUAGUAAGCCUGGUUCAGCUGAUGGUACAGACACAGAGACAAAGGGGGGCGAUGAACAGACGAAGCAUGAGAUCGUUGAUGAGAAGAAUGCCGCCGAAGAAGUCUAGUUGCACUUGCAAUGCCAGGCCUCCUGAUUAUGCACGGCUGUUAGAUAAUACAGGUUUGUUUUUUGAUUUCCUACAUUGCACGAGAAUAUAGGUUCACAAGUAGGAUUAAACUAUACUCAGGGAAGGAUGAGUCUCCGCUCGGAAAUCACGUACAUAGAAG